GAGCAAAGAGUCCAGCCCACAACCUCCCAGCUGCUUUCUAUAAAGAUGGCUCCUUCAUUGGUGAUGGACCAUCAGGUCACAUGACCCUCCUCCAUGUCUCCAGCUCUGAUGAAGGCCUCUAUAAGUGCAGCAUCAGCGGUCAGGGAGAGUCUCCAUCCAGUAGGAUCUCUGUGGAAGAGAAACCAUCAAUAAGGUCUGAUCCUCCACCCACUUCUGGUUCUCCAAUCGCUUCUUUGCCUCCAUCAUCAUCUUCAUCUUCCUCCCAGUUUGUUCUCUACCUCCUGGUGUCUCUGUCAUGUGUGAUUCUUGUGGUUUUCCUGCCGAUUCUGGUUUUACUGGUGAAACGACGCGUUCAGAGAAAACCUGAAGGUCACCCAGAAGUUGGAGAGGAAAGUAUCUCUUACAGUGACAUCAGAAUUUCACAUCACCGACAGAAGAACAAAUCAAAUCAAGAGAACGAUCCAUCUGUGGUUUAUUCUGCUGUCAGAAGAGACGAUGUGACUUAUGGAGAGAUCGUCAUCAGAAACAAGGGAAACGAGCCAAAGACCAGAAAUGAGGGAAACGAGCCAAAGACCAGAAACGAGCCAAAGACCAGAAACGAGCCAAAGACCAGAAACAAGGGAAACGAGCCAAAGACCAGAAACGAGCCAAAGACCAGAGGUAAAACUGCUCUUCAGCUCCUUCCACUCAUCCUGCUCUGUGUUGAACAGGUUCACUGGUACUCUAGAUACAUUGUAUAG
Molecule: messenger RNA, 740 nt
Organism: Poecilia latipinna (sailfin molly)
Lineage: Eukaryota; Metazoa; Chordata; Actinopteri; Cyprinodontiformes; Poeciliidae
Exons: 4
Coding region: 81-740 (219 amino acids)
Source: RefSeq, a predicted model, not a curated record